AAAAUCACUUAAAAAUACUGUAGAAAAAUCCAUUACAUUAAACGCAAUAUAAACAAAAAUCUGCACUUCAUUUCCGAAAAAGAAAAAAAGAAAAAGAGAGAAAACAAGGGUUUUUAUCGCUCUUCAUCUCCUCAUUCAUUUAUGAAGAAAACUCUUUCGUCUUCUUCUCAUAAGUGAAGAAAUUAAGAUCUGAUCCAUUUUGUAACCUUCAUUUUGCGACAUACAGAGCCGACUUGUUCACAUUCCGCCUUUUUGUAUUUUGUUCGGAGCAAAAAGGUUUGUCGGUUUUGCCCAUUUGGAGCACAAAUGGCGGAAGUUGAACCGAUGCAAAUCGACGGGGUCGAGCAGGUUAAGCCGACCAUCGACGAGCCGUGUCCGAAGAAGAAGCAACUGAAGAGAAAAAGAGUGGACCUGUGUUUGCUCUCGCCGAACCCAGAAGAAAAACAAGCGAAAAUCGCCACAUUUCGCAGCGAAAUCAUUAGUCUUGUUAAGCUGUGUAAGGAAUUAGUGUUCGCAAACAGGGGGGAGUUAAUAGAGAAUGUAGGGAGAGUUGGGAAUUCGUUGAACAGUGUGAUUGCAUGCUUGAUGGAGGAGAGCGACCUUCCUUUAUCGAAGCUAGUUGAUGAAGUUUUUGAGAGAGUUAAAGGCGUUAGUGGGGUUGGAGAUGGUGUUAGCAAGGCUUCUGUGAAGAGUGCUGUGCUUAUAGUUGGACAGAGAUUGUGUUAUGGUGUGAUUAGUGCAGAUGCUGAUGUUUUGGAAGACGAGGAUGAGUGUGCUCUUUGGUGCUGGGAGACAAGAGACUUAAAGUUGAUGCCAACAUUAUUGCGUGCAUCUUUGAAAGUUCGCCGCACUUGUCGGAAAAAGAUCCAGGAGAGGAUUAUGGCUGUUUCUGCAAUGAUAAAUGCCCUUGAAAGUUCAGAAGAUCGUCCAAGUUGUGUGCAAGAGUUGAUGAAAGCUUCAGAAAAACUCAGUAAAGUUUUAAAUGAGGCGGAUAUCCGGUUGGCUGAGAAAGUAGCCAAGAGAGAAGAAUUACAGUUAAUCAAGCAAAUGGAGAAGAACAAAAGAGAAAAGGAGAGAGAGAAGAAGAGGAUGGAUCGGGAACUUCUGAAGGAAAAGUUGCAAAGUGAAAAAGAGCUAAGACGGUUGCAUGAUGAAGCAGAAAAGGAAGAAAGGCGACGCGAGAAAGAAGAAAAUGAAAUUCAGAAACAGCAGAAGAGGCAGCAAGAGGAGGCCGAGAAAGAACUAAGGCGCAAGGAAAAGGAAGAAGCCGAGUUAAGAAAAAGUCUGGCUCUCCAAAAACAGGCAUCACUGAUGGAGCGUUUUCUCAAGAGAAACAAAACUAAUUCCUUGUCUGAAAAGGACAGUCCCAUGAACAAAGCAACCACAUCAGGUUCAUCUUUGAACAUGCCUGAGGAAAUAGCUGAAUCAGUUUCUCUAGCAAUGGAUUCUGUAUUGGCCCAAAACGAUGGAGCAGAAGUGAGAGAGAUAUGGAGUUCACACUUAAAUGCUUGGCGCUGCAAGGGACGUUUAAUGCAAUCGAACGGUAAAAUGCGUUGGGGCAUCCGUCAGAUGCCUAAGACUGAGUUGGUCAAGGAACUAAAGCUUACUGCCAAUAAAGAACUGUAUUUUCAUGGGGACUUGAAUGAGGAGAAGCUUUCAGUUGGAUGUGUCGAAUCCAAUGCUGAUAGACAAUUGUCUCAUAUGAACACAGAUGAUAAUCCUCUUCCUUGUAGUAAGAAGAGCAUUCGAGCUAGGAAGCUGUUGCAGUUUGAUAAGAGCUAUAGGCCUGCAUUUUAUGGGGUUUGGCCCAAGGAAAGUCGAGUUGUUGGCGGACGUCAUCCUUUUGUGAAGGACCCUGAUAUUGACUAUGAGAUUGAUAGUGAUGAGGAGUGGGAAGAGGACGAACCUGGUGAAAGCUUAUCAGAUUGUGAUAAGGAUGAUGAAGAACAAAGUAUAGAAGACCACGCUAAGGAUGACGAUGAGGAUGAAAGUGAAGAUGGAUUCUUUGUUCCUGAUGGAUAUCUGUCAGAGAAUGAGGGUGUAAACUCUGAUGACAUGGACUCCGAUGAUACAGUUGAAAAUUUAAAAAAUCCAUCCAACUCUGAGCAGCAAAUCCAGAGUGAAGAGUUCUGUGCCUUGCUCCGCCAACAGAAGUACCUGAGCAAUAUAACAGAACACGCACUCAAAAAGAAUCAGCCUUUGAUCAUAUUGAAUCUUAUGCAUGAAAAGACCACUUUGUUAUCAGCAGAUGAGUGCACUGGUACACACAAGCUUGAACGAAUGUGCUUGCAAGCACUUUCUAUUCGCCGAUUGCCUGGUUUACCAGAAAUAGAUAUUUCAGUUCACGGUGAUGGGGUAGAUGAGGAAAAUGAUGCUUUCUGUGACAAGUCAGUUGCAACACCUCCUGUAACCAGUGCAGCUAUUCUGGAGUCAGACUUGCCUCAGAUUAUAUCAAUCAUUCAGUCAAACCCAGUUAGCAUUGAUAAACUUGGAAUAUCACUAAAGAACAAGUUUCCAGCUGUCUCCAAAUCCCAUCUGAAGAAUAAAGUGAGGGAAAUAUCUGAGUUCUCUGAUAAUCGUUGGCAGGUUAAGAAAGAAGUUCUGAGCAAGUAUGGCCUAUCUAGAUCACCAGAAAAAACCCGUCUGAAGACGAAAUCUAUAGCAUCGUUCUUGAAAAGAUGUUUGCCCCCAUCUGGAAUCACUAAAAGCUUGAGUGAAACAUCUCCACAAUCUUCGCAGAAAAAUGUGGCAAUAGGCGAACAACAUCAAGACUGCUUUUUUGUUGUCUGGUGGGCAUGUGUGAAAUUUAAGGAAUCAGAAUAUGGAAAGGGCAAUCAAACUGGGUCGGGCGCCUCGGACGAGAAACGACACGAGACGGCCUACACCAAGAUAAUCGAGAGGGAGAUAAUAAUCGGAAGAAAAUCACCUAGAUGCCAGCUCAUCUCACGUACGACGGUAAGGAUGAGGACUUGUUCGUACUCGGAGUCUACACGGCCAAUGAUUAUGAGAAUUCUUUGUGGCCAGAUUAAGCUUUGA
Molecule: messenger RNA, 3036 nt
Organism: Striga asiatica
Lineage: Eukaryota; Viridiplantae; Streptophyta; Magnoliopsida; Lamiales; Orobanchaceae
Source: the annotation of a GenBank genome assembly